Miscanthus lutarioriparius is the source of this 375-nucleotide messenger RNA. The record is from the annotation of a GenBank genome assembly. NCBI's taxonomy places the organism in Eukaryota, Viridiplantae, Streptophyta, Magnoliopsida, Poales, Poaceae.
AUGGCGGAGAGGAAGCAGCGCCCAGGAGGGGCCAGGAAGGACGAGGUUGUCACCCGCGAGUACACCAUCAACCUCCACAAGCGCCUCCACGGAUGCACCUUCAAGAAGAAAGCCCCCAAUGCUGUCAAGGAAAUCAGGAAGUUCGCGCAGAAGGCAAUGGGCACCACGGACGUCAGGAUCGAUGUGAAGCUCAACAAGCACGUCUGGAGCAGUGGUAUCCGGAGUGUGCCGAGGCGCGUCCGCGUCAGGAUCGCACGCAAGAGGAAUGAUGAGGAAGACGCCAAGGAAGAGCUCUACUCUCUGGUCACCGUUGCUGAGAUCCCCCUGGAAGGGCUGAAGGGCCUGAGUACCAAGCUUGUGGAGGACGACGAUUAG